Molecule: messenger RNA, 555 nt
Organism: Hibiscus syriacus
Lineage: Eukaryota; Viridiplantae; Streptophyta; Magnoliopsida; Malvales; Malvaceae
Product: protein EARLY FLOWERING 5-like
Exons: 2
Coding region: 1-555 (184 amino acids)
Source: RefSeq, a predicted model, not a curated record
AUGGUUCCGCCACCCCCACCUCCACUCAGACAACAACCUCCGGUGCCUGGACCUGCCAUGGUCCCAGUUCUACAUCCUGAUGUAUUACCUCCUGGAAUAUCACGUUUCCCUCCAGUAGCACCUCCAUACAUACGGGCACAUUUAUCUGCUAGUGGACUUCCUGGUCAAGCUCCUCCUGAAAUGAUGGUCCCACUAAUGCCCAGACCACCUUUGGGUCCUCCACCAAUGAUGAGACCACCACUUCCUCCCGGUCCUCCCCCUACUGCAAUGGAUGAUUAUAAUUAUGCACAUCGACCACCCUUACCACAGAAACCUUCAUACGUUAAAUCUGCAGCACCUACUGUCCCUACAUCAUUUCGAGUAAGGAGGGAGAUUUCUGCCCCAAAAGCAAAACCAAAGCCUUCGCUCUCAACCGUGGCAACGGCAGCAGCCAAGUCUUUAACUCCUACCAUUGUGAAGCAAGAAUCCACCAGCUCAUCGUUGGCUCCAAAGGCACAGAGUAUUGACGACUCGUACACUGCAUUUUUGGAAGAUACGAAAGCACGAUCAGAAUAA